Molecule: messenger RNA, 3802 nt
Organism: Fukomys damarensis (Damara mole-rat)
Lineage: Eukaryota; Metazoa; Chordata; Mammalia; Rodentia; Bathyergidae
Gene: Mis18bp1
Product: MIS18 binding protein 1
Exons: 17
Coding region: 172-3564 (1130 amino acids)
Source: RefSeq, a predicted model, not a curated record
CACAGCUCCUCCCUCAACAGUCGUUUCCUAAGUGCUCAACUUGCGGGCCUGCUGCGGUUGUCUAGAGAAUAAAACACUGACUCUUGGAUGGUUUCUCUGGGUCCUGCUGAAGUUCUAUCCUGAAAUUUGAAUUUUCUGUUAGAGGAAUUUUGUUACUACUGGCUUAUCAAGAUGAUUGCAACACCUUUGAAAUAUCCAAGAAUUCACCUAUCUUCAGAGACAUCUUCUCAAACAAGAAAUAUGCCCAUGGAUGCAAUCUUUUUUGACAACAUUCCUGCAGGCACACUUACUCCUGUAAAAGAUUUGGUAAAAUAUCAGAAGUCUUCUUUAAAACUGAAUGACCAUAAAAAGAAUCAGUUUCUAGAAAUGACAACUUCUAACAAUAAAAAUGUAUUUCAAUCUACCAUGCUAACAGAGCCUGCCACCUCUAAUAGUUAUCUUGAUAUCAGUGCUAUAAAGCCCAAUAACAGUGGAUUAAAAAAUAAAGCAGCCUAUGAAUCACCAGGAAAAAUAUUUCAGAGAAUGAAAGAAAAAGUACUGCGUGACAAACAAGAGCAAGCAUCAGGAAACAGUAGUAUGUUGGAACCAUCAAACAGUGAAAAUAAUAAACUCUUCACUCCUAACAAAGGUGGGAAAAGACCAUUGCAACAUAUCUACCUGUGUGAAGAAAAGGAAAAUAACAGACCAUUUCAAUCAGCUCCUGUCCAAGAAGUUACUCUAGAAUCAUCACAGUUCCUUCCCUUCAAUCAAAAGACUCAACACCACCAAGAAAAGAAAACACAGCUUCACAAUUUAACUUAUGAACUUCCAAUUCUGAACCAAGAACACAAAAAUGUUUCAGCUGUAGGAGUCUCAAACAAAGGAUUAGCUGGAGCUCAGCUGACUAAACAGCUUCUUCACUCAAAAGAGAACAUAGUUGAAAUCGCCAAGUCCAAAAAGGACAUAUUUGUUUUAGAAAGCAUUCCUUCUGCUGAUGAAAAAUUCCAAAAUACUGAUGUUGAAACUUCUAGUACUAAUUGUAUCCCUAUUAAAAAUGGUAGUCAAGGAAUAGUUUCUGAUAUUGAUAUGACAACAGAAGGGACUUCACAAGGGGAGAAUACAGAACAAAAAAAGACAGUGUCCACAGAGACUAGUCUUCUCAAUUCUAUGGAAGAUACAUGUAAAAUUGUACUUGCAAGUCCAAGACUUCAUUUUACAGUACCUCGGAGGUCAAAAAGAAAUAUUUCAAAGCUUUCUCCUCCAAGUUUAUUUCAAACUAUUACAAAAGAAGUUAAAAAAAAUAAGGUAAUCCAGCUACAGGAAUGGAUGAUUAAAAUCAUCAAUGAUAACGCUGAUAUAUGUGUAGAAGGAAAACUGACAGACAUGACACACAUAUAUUGGCACAGUAACGUAAUUGUAGAGCGGAUUAAGCACAAUGAACUUAGGACUAUAUCAGGCAAUAUUUAUAUAUUAAAAGGAUUGAUAGACCAACUUUCCAUGAAAGAAGCAGGAUAUCCAUACUAUCUCACAAGAAAAUUCAUGUUUGGAUUUCCAAAAAAUUGGAAAGAGUACAUUGCUGAUUUUCUAGAACAAUUAAGGGUCGAGGAAAGGAAAAGGAAAAUGACCAGAAAAAUACAAAAAACUGCAAGAUCUGUCCCUGGCUUGUCAAAGUCAAUGAAAGAAGAUUCAGAAAACCAAACAGAUGAUCUUCAAAAGACCAGUACCACUUUUGACCAUGAUAAUGAUAACACUGAAUUGAAAAAUAAUAACCAGAGAAGGUUGCCAGGAGCUACAAAAGUAAACACUGGCAAUAGUAAUUAUCAAAGUAAACCAUCAAUGAUUCUCCCUCAUGACCAAGUAAAUAAAACUAUUGACAAUGUAGGCGGCGAUAACUUACCUAAUCAGGAAUUAAUUGUCAAAAGAGAGUAUAAACAAUUGUCUUCAAACAAACUCAAAAAUAGUGAAGGAAUAAAUGAAAGAAUCACUAAAAGUCAAAAACAAGUUAAAGAGAGAAAUGAAGAAUCAGAUGUAUCUACUGAUAUUUUGACGUCACGGGAACGGUUUUUUUCAGCUGAAAAAAGAAAAUGCAUGACUAUCCAUCAUAAAGAAGCUUGUAUUUUAGUGACACCACUUAAAACUAAGAAGGUGAUAGAGCAAAGAUGCAAGAAGCAUAAUCUGUUCUAUGACACCAGGGAAGCAAUGACAGGUUUUUCAGUGCCAAAGAAUCAAGAAAAAAGUGAGCCAGACUUAAAUGGAAGUCCCAACAAUAAGUCUAUAGAGACUUUAGAAAAUACAUCUGAGUACAGUGUGGAUCAUAAAAGUAAAAACAUGGAAGAUUGCAAUGAACGGGAUUUACUCACCAUCAAUCAGAAAGUAAAAACGCCUAGCCCUAAAAAUGAACACAUGGGCAUUCGAGGCUUUAAGAAAAAUAUCAGGUUGCCAUCAAAAUCGAAGAAAAUUGAAAAUCAAGUAACUGUAUCAUUUUAUAAUCAUCAGUCCUCAUCAGAUUUGUCAAGUGAAGAGAGUGAAACCGAAAAACAAAUUAGAAAGAAAGCUGGAGUUAAAAUCAGGACAAGAAAUACCAAAGAAACAGUUGCUCACCUGAGUAAAAACAAAAAAAACACCACAAGGCAUAUCAUAGUGACUUCAGAAUCUGAAACUGAGGAAAGUAACAUGAAGUAUCAUGUCAAACAAAAGAAACCUAGGUAUUCUGCUAAAGAAACUCUUCUGAAAUGUGGUGCUAGGAAUGAGUUUUCAGUUGAGGCAAUGGGACCUGACAGAACUAACAAGCAUUCCUUAGACUGUUUACCUGGCAUAAAUCAGGGUGAGGAGUGGAAUGAGAAAGAAUUGCAGAAACUGCAUUGUGCUUUUGCAUCUCUUCCAAAGCACAAACCUGGCUUCUGGUCAGAUGUUGCUCUGGUGGUAGGUUCUCGAACUGCUAAAGAAUGCCAGAAGAAAUACAUGGAAGAUCCUCGAGGAAAACAGUCUCAGAAAAAUACCACCAAAAGAAAGCAAGCCAAUCCCAAAGGUCAAUAUGGUGACACAGACAGUGCUAAUACGACGAAGACCAUUCAGAUAACUGCCAAAGUGGGAACACUUAAAAGGAAGCAACAAAUGAGGGAUUUUCUGGAACAGAUGCCAAAAGAUGACCAUGAUGAUUUUUUCAGUGCAACACCUUUGCGUAAUCAAAGAGUACUGUUGCCAAGUUUCUGGGACAGUCAAGAUGGUGAUGACAUUCUGCCAGCUAUGGACAGAAAUCCAGCAACUCCAUCAGUUACCUUUCCAUUGGCAAAAACUCCUCAAUGUCAGCACGUCAGUCCUGGCAUGCUAGCCUCUAUAAAAAGGAAUGAUUGUGAUAAAUAUGUUUCUCGUAUACAAAAAAAUCAUAAAAGUAAUGGUGGCAUUGUCUGGGGCAACAUCAAGAAAAAAAAAGUUGAAACUGUUUCUUCAAGCCCAACAAGAAAAACACUGUUUCACAGAGAUUUAGGAGAAAACUCCGGUAUUGGAAAACUUUUCACUAAUGCUAUGGAAUCUUUAGAUGAAGAAGAGAAAGAUUAUUAUUUUUCAAACUCUGAUUCUGCAUAGAAAAAUGUGAUUUCCAGGACUUUUACAAAAAAGCAGAUGGUGUAUUUGUAUCUACAUUUAGAGAAUACUUAUGUAUUUUCUUUAUGGUGGAGGUUCAUAUGAAAAUGUAGAUUCUUUUUUCAAAGGUUUCAUGCUUUCGUGCAAAGUGAAAUAUCCUAAAAUAUUCCCCAUUGCUGCAUCUCACCAAAAAUGUAAGGAAAAUUGUUUUGUGCAGACAUUUGUAAAUAUGGUUUAUAAU